UAUCUUAACCAAUACACAAAUAUGUGUAGACACUAACACUAUCUAUCACAUAGGGCAGAGUGUGCAAGGUUUGUCCGUUUAGGUUGCAUGAAGUGUUCCACUUCAACAACACCACGUGUACAUCAUUAGCUUCCACCUAUAGACACAUCCCCAUUCUCCCAACUUCAAUAUUUUCACUCUCUCUUUAUCAAAAUCCUCACAGAGAGAGAAGCACUGAAUAAUUAACCAUACUAUGGCCGGUGCCCAAUUCCUCACUCUUCUUCACUCAUCUUCAAGAUCUUCUUUGCUCAAACCCUCUAGACCAUUCUUCUACAACUCCAUCAAGAAUUAUGGACAAGAAGUGAAGGAAAAAGAGAGUCAUUUGAUAAAAGAGAGAGCACCAUCUACAGCUGAAGAAUUUCAGAGAGUGGCAGAGGAGAAAUCCAAUGGAACACAAAAAGAAGUGAAAAGUCAAACAGCUGAUAAAGCAAUUGAUGCUGCUCAAGAAGCUACUAAGGGUAAUUCAAGGAUUGAAAAUGUUAAGAACAAGUACAAGGAGCAUUGAUCUUAGGAUUCAGAGAUUGUUGUUUUGUAAGUUAGAAUAAGGGAUAUGUCUUAUGCUUUUCCAAAAAGUUUGUGUAAUUGCUAGUUUUUUUGCAACAGAAAGAGAACUAAAACAGUUGAAUUUCUUUGCAAGUAUUAUGAAUUUAUGAGUUUAAUGGUUCAUAUGUGUGAAAUAAUCAGAAUUUCUUGGUUUGUAUUGUUGAACUUAAUCUCCAUUUUUUUUAUAUUGA
Medicago truncatula (barrel medic) is the source of this 773-nucleotide messenger RNA. RefSeq lists its product as uncharacterized. The record is from RefSeq and is a predicted model, not a curated record. Bases 233 to 544 code for a protein of 103 amino acids. NCBI's taxonomy places the organism in Eukaryota, Viridiplantae, Streptophyta, Magnoliopsida, Fabales, Fabaceae. The transcript is spliced from 2 exons.